GUACAUAUAAUAUAUAGUUUUGGAUUAUUGUUUGGAUAGAGGCUCGUCAACCAAAGGAGAGGUAUUUCCCUUUUCAGGGCUCCUCCUUUUCUUGCCCAUCUGCAUUUUUCUCUUUUGUCUUUCUAUGUUCCAUCACUUCCAACAUAAAAGCCUAUUUUUUUUACCAAUAUAUUGCUUCUUCCUACUUUCUAUAGUGUCAUUCAGUUUGUGCUAUUUUGCUUCAUCUUUUACAAUCAGUCCCUUCACUUCUCAGAUUCUCCCUUUCUUGAACACCUUUCUCUAAAGAAUUCUCCCUCAAAUGAGGAAUGAAUAUCAUCAGCAUGUCAUUUGUGGUCAAAGAUUCAGUUUCAUUACCAUUUCUCUUCUCUUUCUGAUUGUUUCAAGCUUGACACAAAAGGGACUUGUAACUGAAGGAAGAAAGACUUUGAACCAAAAUGGUUUUCACCAGACAUUAGGUGAUAACAAGGUGAUGGUGAGGAAGCAGAUAGGAUCAAGGCCACCAAAAUGUGAUACAAGGUGCAGAUUCUGUGGUCACUGUGAGGCUAUUCAAGUUCCAGAAAAUCCUAGAGCAAUGACUGGAAAGAUCAACCCUUCAACUCUGUCUACAGUAGCUUAUGCUAGGAGGCAAGAUAAUUCCAACUAUAAACCUAUGAGUUGGAAAUGCAAAUGUGGGGACAUUAUUUUCAACCCUUGAUUUGAUUUGUUCCAUAAUGUAGUUCAUUUAGAUAAUCAAGGAUGUUAAUCAAUUUGUUAACUCUGUAUAUCUAUAUAUUUUUAGCUCUUCCCUAUUUUUACCUAGCUACUAGUGUAAAGUGAUGGUCAUUUGAUUGAAACUUUGUUUAAAUUUGAAGUUAUGGUGCUUAA
Medicago truncatula (barrel medic) is the source of this 864-nucleotide messenger RNA. RefSeq names its product EPIDERMAL PATTERNING FACTOR-like protein 2. Gene Ontology annotation, biological process: stomatal complex development; guard cell differentiation. Lineage: Eukaryota; Viridiplantae; Streptophyta; Magnoliopsida; Fabales; Fabaceae. The record is from RefSeq and is a predicted model, not a curated record. The transcript has 3 exons. Bases 299 to 694 code for a protein of 131 amino acids.